UAACCCCUCUUCCCCACUUGCUUCCACCCACAGCAAUACCAACUGCAGAAAGUUAGUAGAGCUCCUUUCGUUAUUUUUUUUUUUCGUUGUCUUUGGUGUUGUUUGCUUAAGUCGUCGAGCACAUAGCUGUCGGUCGGGCACGGGGUUGGCGGGUUGAGUGCGUGACAGUUGCGGUCGGAAGGUUUGAUUAUGGCAGGAGUAAUGGCAGCGGGAGAAGAAAGGAAGGAGAGGAGGAUACUGGUGGCGGUGGACGACAGUGAGGAGAGCAUGUACGCUCUCUCGUGGUGCCUCGCCAACGUCGUCUCCGAGAACCCGGCCAACAUCUCCAAAGACACCGUCAUCCUCCUGUAUGCAAAGCCUCGUCCUGCUGUUUACACUGCCAUGGAUGGCACCGUGCUGGCAGGGUACUCGUUCUCGUCUGACAUAGUGGCGAUGACGGAGAGGUACAACAACAGAGUGGCCGACUCUGUGAUGGAGAAGGCCAAGAGGAUGUGCGAGGAAUUCAGCGAUGUUAAGGUAGAGACGAGGGUGGAGAACGGGGACGCGAGGGAUGUGAUCUGUCAGGUCGCGGAGAAGCUCGAUCCCGACGUGCUGGUCAUGGGGAGCCAUGGCUAUGGCAUCAUCAAGAGGGCUUUGCUGGGGAGCGUGAGCUAUUACUGUGCACAGAAUGUCAAGUGUCCUGUGCUGGUCGUGAAGAAGCCCAAAUCCUCUGUUAGUAACUGAUGCUGUCUUACAUUUCCUCUAUAUUUCUCGAUUUCUUUGCCCCCUUAUCUUUCUAAUAGUUUUUGUAAAUUUUAUCCGGUAAAUAUCUUGCAUGAUGCAAGUGCUUCAUGUUUGUACAAUGAAUGUUUCUAGUGGAGAUUUCUACUACA
Molecule: messenger RNA, 872 nt
Organism: Punica granatum (pomegranate)
Lineage: Eukaryota; Viridiplantae; Streptophyta; Magnoliopsida; Myrtales; Lythraceae
Source: RefSeq, a predicted model, not a curated record